GAGCACUUCCGGCCUGCAGGCGGAAACGGGACCGUUCUCCUGGAGCAGAGUGGACAACGUCGUCCCCGCGGACCGGAGCGCGCGUGGCUGGUUCCUACACGAAUCCUCGGCCGCCCCGGGGGGCCGGCAUGGCGGAGGAGGGCGCCGCGAGCGCUUUGCACCUACUCUGUCUCGCCGCCUCCAGCGGAGUUCCCUUGUUCUGCCGGAGCAGCCGCGGGGGCGCCCCCUCCCGGCAGCAGCUGCCCUUCUCCGUCAUCGGCUCCCUCAAUGGCGUGCACAUGUUUGGCCAGAACCUGGACGUGACGCUGCGGUCCGCGCGCACCGAGGACACGGCCGUGGUGUGGAAGACUUUCCACGACAGCGUCACGCUCAUCGUCCUGUCUUCAGAGCUUGGGUCUGCGGAGCUCAGACUGGAGCGGCUGCUGGAGCUGGUGUUUGGGGCCAUGGUCCUGCUGGUUGGCCUUGAAGAGUUGACCCAAAUCCGCAACGUGGAGAGGCUGAAGAAGGACCUGAGGGCCACUUAUGGCCUCAUUGACAGCCUCCUGGCGGACACGGAGCUGGCGGGGGACCUGACCCAGUGCGUGGACUGCAUCGUCCCCACAGAGGGGCCACUGCUGCAGGAGGCCCUGUCGGGCUUCGCCGAGGAGGUGGGCAGCGUCUUUGCCAGCCUGGUGGCCGGCGGCCGGGUGGCGGCCGGGACAGAGGGCUGGUGGCGCCUGGGGGCCCCGGAGGCGGUGUUGCUGCCCUGGCUCGUGGGCACCCUCCCUCCCCAGGCCGCUCGAGAUUACCCCGUCUACCUGCCCCACGGGAGCCCCACGGUACCCCACCGGCUCCUGACACUGAUGCUGCUGCCUGGCCUGGAGCUGUGUGUGCUGUGUGGGCCUCAGCCCCCUUUGAGCCAGGUGGAGCUUCAGGUCCUAGAACGCUGGUGGCAGCCGGUGCUGGAGCCGCUGAGGGCUUGCCUGGCCCUGGCACCCAGGGGGAUUCCUGCAAGCUUCCCCCUGCACCCUGACAUCCUGGGGCUCCUCCUCCUGCACCUGGAGCAGAAACGUGGCCUCUUCACAGUGGACCUUGGUGGAAAGGAGGGUCCUUCUCCCAGUACCCGCCGGCGCCUCCUACGCUCUUUCUAUGUGCUGGUCACUGCCACCCACUUUCCCUCAGAGGCAGGGUCAGCAGAGGAAAAGGCCAAGGAGCAGGGGUGUGCAGCGGAGGUUCCCCGGGCCUGCUACAUGGUGUCUGGGGCAGCCCCAGAGGGCGGGGAGGAUCCUGGGGCCGGGCUCAGGCUGGUAGCGGUGCAGGCAGGGCCCCGGCGCCUCCUGCUGCUGGUGAGUCCCCAGAGCCCGACCCACGCCCUACGGGGUCUGGCCACUCGGACCCUGCAUGCUCUUAGGCUGUUCCUCUAAGCCCCCAAUAAAGGACCCGGCCUGCCCCUGAA
Dromiciops gliroides (monito del monte) is the source of this 1435-nucleotide messenger RNA. RefSeq names its product fuzzy planar cell polarity protein (gene FUZ). Bases 129 to 1403 code for a protein of 424 amino acids. The transcript has 11 exons. Lineage: Eukaryota; Metazoa; Chordata; Mammalia; Microbiotheria; Microbiotheriidae. Gene Ontology annotation, biological process: non-motile cilium assembly; vesicle-mediated transport. The record is from RefSeq and is a predicted model, not a curated record.